Messenger RNA from Saccostrea cuccullata (small rock oyster), 690 nucleotides. RefSeq lists its product as uncharacterized. NCBI's taxonomy places the organism in Eukaryota, Metazoa, Mollusca, Bivalvia, Ostreida, Ostreidae. Gene Ontology annotation, cellular component: membrane. The transcript is spliced from 3 exons. The record is from RefSeq and is a predicted model, not a curated record. Bases 1 to 690 code for a protein of 229 amino acids. Gene Ontology annotation, molecular function: fucosyltransferase activity.
AUGAGGAUAUAUCGCACACAUUGGUUUCAAGCAGAGGAGUACUUUGUACAACAGCAACGGUAUUACAGUGGUACUCAAUGUUCCAUACCGGGCUGUGUUUUAGAAACAAAUGUUUCCAAGGCUGAUAUCGUGGUAUUCAGUCACAGACGUAUUCCUAAACAAGUGAUUAAGAAAGAAAAAGGACAGAUCUGGGUGUUUAACACGGCAGAAAGGAAAGUCCGUACCACACUUAGUCCAAACAAAGACUGGAUGAAACAUUUUGAUUUAUCCAUGUUGUAUAUGGAGGAAUCAGAUAUUUAUGUACCAUUCUACGGGAUAUUGCAAAAAAUACAAGAACCCGUCAUCAAAAACUACACUGGAAUACUCAGCAAGAAAACUAAAGACGACGUAUGGGUUUCAAGCAACUGUCCAACUCCUUCGAGAAGAGAAAAAUUAGUUGAAGACCUAAGUUAUACAACAGAAAAACUGUUUUCACUUUAUUUAAACCGUGCUCACGUGAUAGCUGUUAUUAACGGACCAAAAGACGCCAGUCAAUAUCUUCCUAAAGGAACUUAUAUUAACAGUCAGGAUUUCCCUUCUGUCAGACUUUUAGCCAAAGAAUUGAUCAGAAUAGGUUUCAAUGAAACGGAAUACAUAAGCUACUUAAUGGAGAAGGACAAUUUCCAAAAUCUUUUUGAAAAACCGUUUUAA